UCGCGUUCGUCGAUUCUGUAGAUGGAAUACAAAAGCACGUGGACGAAAUAAAAGAAGGUUUCUAUCUAAAAUAGUCGCUGUUGUUUGAUAAAAUGGAGAAAACGCCGAUUAAAAUGGAAUUAGACGAUAGUGUAAAGGAAGGCAAUGGUGCAGAUUCAACAGAAAUCAGUUACGAAGAUAAAUUAAAGUACAUAAAUACCAUAGCCAAACCUAUGGCUCCGAAAAAAUUAACAAAGAAGAUUUACAAGUGUAUAAGAAAAGCGUCAAAGCAGAAGACCUAUCUUCGAAAUGGACUAAAAGAUGUUCAGAAGCACCUUCGUAAAGGAGAACAUGGGUUGGUUAUCUUCGCUGGAGAUGUUUUUCCUAUAGAAAUUAUGUGCCACUUACCUGUUGUUUGCGAGGACAAGAACAUUCCGUAUUGUUACACUCCUUCGAGGCAAGAUAUUGGAAGUGCAAUGGGUGUGAAAAGAGGAAGUCUCAUGGUUCUCAUAAAAGAACACGAAGACUAUAAAGAUCUCUACGAUGAAAUAAAAUCUGCAAUGACGACCCUAUCGGCACCUUUAUAGUGUUAUACCUGCUACUGUGUGCCUUUGGUCGCAUCGCAAAUAGGGUACAUGAAUUUGCCAUUAAACAAACAUCGAGUCAGACAUUUUGUGCAAUGCCUGAGUUUCGUCAAACUUUGAUUCGCAAGUUAUACACAUUAUUACAUCUUUUAUACGAUUCUCUUCCUCGAUAGUAUAUUUAAAUAAGCUAAAACGAAGUAAAAAUACUAUAAAGAUUUAAAAUAUUGUACGAUUGCAGUUCAGAAGACAUUUCUGAUUUGGAAUAAAGUACACAUUACACGAUUGUGUUCGAAAAUUAACUGCAAUUAUUAAACGUUCUUAUUUUUUAGCAUCGAGAGGUAAAACGGAAUGUAGUAUGUAUUAGGAAAAUACGCAGUUGAUUUUCCAACACAAUUUCUAUGCGAAGUUAAUUAAAAAUUACCUUUAUUUAUCGCCUGUGCAUUUGAAAAUAGAAUAUUAAAAUGUAGCUCAAGAUAAAAAUCAUAUUUCUCGAAGCGGCAUGCAUACAUACGUAUAUACAACAGCUUUGCGUUUAUUUUAGGCGGGUAAAAUUAAAUCUGACAUAAAUGUUGUUGUAAUCUCGAUCAAUGAUCGCGAAGAUAUCCGAAAAUCGGGUUUAGAUCGUCGGUCGAGACUUUCCGAACAAUCGCUUUGAUGUGUUUUUAAUUUCAUUCUGCGAGACAUUGAAAAUAUCUUGGAACGCAAUCCUUAAAAAUACAUAAUUAUAAAAUUGGACGUUAUUAAAGUCCGAUACAUAGUACUAAUCGUUUGUUGUCUAUCAUGUGUCUGUUAAAUUACGACACGUUUAACGAUCAACGUUCGAAUGUUGGAAUUUGAAAGUGUGUUCGCAAAAUAAUUAAAUAUGCGAAAUAGUUUGGAAUUAAGAACGUAAACGUGUGCUCGCAAAUCUUGAUUUCAAUUCGAGUGUGAUAACGGCACGUUGAUCGAAAAUAAUCAAAUUUUAUCAUCGCGAUAAAUAUUUCUCGUUCGUUUAUAUUUAAACUUUUCGUUUGCCGAUACGGAACGUUGUAAUAUGCAUUGAUAAGUUUAUAAUUUUCUUAACCGAUAUCUAUGUUUAAACUGUUAACACGACCAAAGUUACUUAUUAUCGAUCGUGACGGUAAAACAGAUCGCAAGUACUUUCUACGGAUCGAUCAGUUUGCAACGAUUCGAUAGAGAGGUCGCAAUCGCAACAAGCAUUCACGGUUUAGGUUCGGAGGCCUUGCGAGCGUGGUAGUGCUAAAGUGUCGAAAUUUAAAACACAGAAACGCAAACAAAAUGCAUCUAAGUACUUCGGAGGUGGCAGAGAAAUCCUUUCUUUUUCCUUGGAAAAUACGACGGUACGAGGACACCUCUAUUCUUUCACGUACGAUAUUUUAUACAUAGAACUCCGCAUCGAAAGAACGUGAAAAGGGGACUUUUGUCGCCCGCAAAUGCCUCUUACGCGUGGACAAGUAUUUAACUUAACUUCAUUCACAACAACUGACGAUUAAAAUGCGCGUGGAAGGUAAACAUUGUUUUACUCCCUAUCGUUCUAUAUGUAUAUGUAUAUGUAUGCGUUCGUACACACGGCUGUAUCCUUAACUCUACUCUUACCAAGUCAGUAGAAAAUAUACAUUUACGAGCGACGAAGGAUAACAUUGACAUUGAAAUUGACGUAGCGUACAAGUGGGACGUUAUUCUCACCCUUCGCCGGAACAGACAUUCUGCAGUACGUCGUUUCCGUCACAGAAUUUUCUACAGAUCGGGCAGUAGCGUAUCUUAACAAUUGUAUACGUUCAUUAUUUUGUUCGUUAUUCGGUACGUUCGACGCGCGAAUCUAGCGAUGGGGUGUCGAAACGAUUCGAGUUCACCUCGAACGUUACGACGAAAGAAUUUUUAGUACAAAGAUAUUCCAAUGUUACAGAUAUUCUAACCAGUUUUAAAAUACGAACGAUAGGUGGAGCGACUCGUACGUUCCUAACGACUAAAUAGCUGGAAAAUCUGCGAGCAGGAAUACAUCGCUAUGCGCGCGAACGUGAUGUGGUUCGUAUACAAGAAUAUAAGGUUAAAAUUACUUAUGACAAUGCGUAGGUGUGUACAGCGUGUAUCACGCUCCUGUCUCUAGCUAAAUCAUAUAUCUCUCCUUUCGUUGUCUCACUCUCUCACUGUUUCAGGCACGCAAUGAAUGGCAUCGAUCGAGUAACGCGACAGGAGGAUGGAGCUAAUGAACAUGAAAUUAUUAAAUGACUUUUAAUACCGAUCGUUAAUAUGUAUUUAAUUAUCAGUGGGUUCGUGUUUGCCCGAAGACUUCGUAGGUGCGAUCACGAAGCGAGGUUACGUUUCUUCGGACGCCCUGGGGAUCAAUUUGUGCACUUACGAAGUACAAGUCGCCGGGAAAAAUGUGUAAUUAGGUACGCGAGAAUUCACUCUGAUAAAGCGUCGCUCUACUACAAAUAUUCUAUCGACAUUAGAUACGUAUAACAAUACUUGUUCCAAAUAUAAUCGAUUCUUUCACGCUCACUCUCCCUUUCGUUAAUCAGAUAAUUAUUAUUACGACGCGAUUGUGAUUAGUAAUUCUAGCAGUAACCCAUUACCGUGAUCGAUAUGUUGCAGUUGUUAUUGGACAAAUCUCCAGCCCCCUCUGGAUCGGUUGAACUGCACGUGUCCCCCUCCGCUUAAAAAUAAUCGACGAUUGACGAUAGUAAUAACGCGUAGUCGUAGAUCGUUACAAAAUGGUACAAAUACGAGAAUGCUCUCCUUGCACCACGAAGGAACUGUAACCUCGCUCGUGGAAGGGAAACUGAGUAGGGUUAAAGCAAGGGCCCGUCCUCGGAUACUGCGCAAACGAUGUAAAAAUCCGCAUCCCGUUUAAUCGUAACAGUACGGCUCGCCUGGUAUAUUAUUUACAUGUACGACGUCUUAUUUCUUACACGACUAUACAGGGUGUUCGACCACCACUGGAAAAAAUUUUAAUGGGAGAUUCUAGAGGCCAAAAUAAGACGAAAAUCAAGAAUACCAAUUUAUUGAUGGAGG
Messenger RNA from Colletes gigas, 3578 nucleotides. It is a transcript of the gene NHP2, whose product is annotated as H/ACA ribonucleoprotein complex subunit 2-like protein. Gene Ontology annotation, cellular component: box H/ACA snoRNP complex. Lineage: Eukaryota; Metazoa; Arthropoda; Insecta; Hymenoptera; Colletidae. The transcript is spliced from 3 exons. The coding region runs from base 93 to 566 and encodes 157 amino acids. Gene Ontology annotation, biological process: snRNA pseudouridine synthesis; rRNA pseudouridine synthesis. The record is from RefSeq and is a predicted model, not a curated record. Gene Ontology annotation, molecular function: box H/ACA snoRNA binding.